AUGGUGCUGGAAGGCAUGGAACUGAUUGCAAUUACUGUAGUCAUUGGCCUGUUUUUUGUAGUGUUCAAGCAGUUUGGUGUCUGGGAGCCCUUGACAUUAGAUGAGAGUAGCGACUGUGAAUUGGAGCUUUCUACUGUUCGUCACCAGCCUGAAGGCUUGGAACAGCUCCAGGUCCAGACCCAGUUCACCAAGAAGGAGUUGCAGUCACUCUACAGAGGCUUUAAAAACGAGUGUCCCAGCGGGCUGGUGGAUGAGGAGACUUUCAAGAACAUCUACUCACAGUUCUUCCCCCAGGGAGAUGCCACCACAUAUGCACAUUUCCUGUUCAACGCAUUUGACAUGGACAGAAAUGGCUCUAUCCGUUUCGAGGACUUUGUGAUUGGACUAUCUGUACUGCUCAGAGGUUCAGAAACAGAGAAACUCCGGUGGGCCUUCAAUCUGUAUGAUAUCAACAAGGAUGGCUACAUCACCAAGGAGGAGAUGUUGGCCAUAAUGACGUCCAUUUAUGACAUGAUGGGCAGGUAUACCUCUCCCAGUGUACGAGAUAUUGAUCCAUCGGAGCAUGUGGACAAGUUCUUUCAGAAAAUGGAUCGGAACAGAGACGGGGUGGUGACCAUUGAUGAGUUCAUAGAGACUUGUCAGAAGGAUGAAAAUAUCAUGGCCUCCAUGCAGCUCUUUGAGAACGUCAUCUAGGUCUAGGAACGGAAGGAGAACAUGGAUAGAAGUAUAAGUCCUGAUGACCUUUUAUUGCUUCCGAUACCAGACCCUUACAAGCCCCUCUACACUUUAACCCCUCACCGUUUGAUAAUAGAAAAAUAUUCACACACAUCGAGAUGAGGACAGUAAACAUUUGGCAGGGGGCAUAGGGAAAUGACCUUUUAAACGUUUGAUUCCACUACGUACUGUAUAUGGGAAAAUAAUCCCUUCAAUGGUUCUAUUGACAGUAGAGGUCGACCGAUUAUGAUUUUUCAACGCCGAUGCCGAUUAUUGGAGGACCAAAAAAGCUGAUACUGAUUAAUCGGACGAUUUUUUAAAACUUAUUUGUAAUAAUGACAAUUACAACAAUACUGAAUGAACACUUAUUUUAACUUAAUAUUACCCAAGCAGAGCAAGGGGAACAACUACUCCAAAUCUCAGAGCGAGUGAUGUUUGAAACGCUAUUAGCGCGCAACCUGCUAACUAGCUAGCCAUUUCACAUCGGUUACACCAGCCUAAUCUUGGGAGUUGAUAGGCUUGAAGUCAUAAACAGCUGCUGGCAAACGCACGAAAGUGCUGUUUGAAUGAAUGCUUAUGAGCCUGCUGGUGCCUACCAUCGCUCAGUCAGACUGCUCUAUCAAAUCAUAGACUUAGUUUUAACAUGAUAACACAGAAAUACGAGACUUCGGUCAUUAAUAUGGUCAAAUCCGGAAACUAUCAUCUCGAAAACAAGACGUUUAUUCUUUCAGUGAAAUACGGACCUGUUCCGUAUUUUAUCUAAUGGGUGGCAUCCAUAAGUCUAAAUAUUCCUGUUACAUUGCACAACCUUCAAUGUUAUGUCAUAAUUACGUAAAAUUCUGGCAAAUUAGUUCGCAACGAGCCAGGCAGCCCAAACUGUUGCAUAUACCCUGACUCUGCGUGCAAUGAACGCAAGAGAAGUGACACAAUUUCACCUGUAUAAUAUUGCCUGCUAACCUGGAUUUCUUUUAGCUAAACAUAAAGGUUUAAAAAUAUAUACUUCUGAGUAUUGAUUUUAAGAAAGGCAUUGAUGUUUAUGGUUAGGUACAGUCGUGCAACGAUUGUGCUUUUUUCGCAAAUGCGCUUUUGUUAAAACAUCCCUUGUUUGGCGAAGUUGGCUGUCUUUGUUAGGAAGAAAUAGUCUUCACACAGUUCGCAACGAGCCAGGCGGCCAAAACUGCUGCAUAUACCCUGACUCUGUUGCAAGAGAAGUGACACAUUUUCCCUAGUUAAAAUAAAUUAAUGUUAGCAGGCAAUAUUAACUAAAUAUGCAGGUUUAAAAAUAUAUACUUGUGUAUUGAUUUUAAGAAAGGCAUUGAUGUUUAUGGUUAGGUACACAUUGGAGCAACGACAGUCCUUUUUCGCAAAUGCGCACCGCAUCGAUUAUAUGCAACACAGGACACACUAGAUAAACUAGUACUAUCAUCAACCAUGUAGUAAACUAGUGAUUAUGAUUGAUUGAUUGACUGUUUUUUAUCAAAUAAGUUUAAUGCUAGCUAGCAACUUACCUUGGCUUCUUACUGCAUUCGCGUAACAGGCAGGCUCCUCAUGGAGUGCAAUGUGAGGCUGGUGGUUAGAGAAUUGGACUAGUUAACUGUAGGGUUGCAAGAUUGAAUCCCUGAGCUGACAAGGUAAAAAUCUGUCAUUCUUUAUUUGUAUUUUUAUUUGAUUUAUUUCACCUUUAUUUAACCAGGUAGGCUAGUUGAGAACAAUUUCUCAUUUAUAAUUGCGACCUGGCCAAGAAAAAGCAAAGCAGUUCGACACAUACAACAACAGAGUUACACAUGGAGUAAAACAAACAUACAGUCAAUAAUACAGUAGAAAAAUAUGUCUAUAUACGAUGUGAGCAAAUGAGGUGAGAUAAGGGAGGUAAAGGCAAAAAAAAGGCCAUGGUGGCAAAGUAAAUACAAUAUAGCAAGUAAAACACUGGAAUGGUAGAUUUGCUGUGAAAGAAUGUGCAAAGUAGAAAUAAAAAUAAUGGGGUGCAAAGGAGCAAAAUAAAUAAAUAGAGUGAGGGAGAAGUGUUUCCAGUUUCAGAGAUUUUUGUAGUUCGUUCCAGUCAUUGGCAGCAGAGAACUGGAAGGAGAGGCACCCAAAGGAAGAAUUGGUUUUGGGGAUGACCAGAGAGAUAUACCUGCUGUAGCGUGUGCUACAGGUGGGUGCUGCUAUGGUGACCAGCGAGCUGAGAUAAGGGGGGACUUUACCUAGCAGGUUCUUUUUAGAUGGCCUGGAGCCAGUGGGUUUGGCGACGAGUAUGAAGCGAGGGCCAGCCAACGACAGCAUACAGGUCGCAGUGGUGGGUAGUAUAUGGGGCUUUGGUGACAAAACAGAUGGCACUGUGAUAGACUGCAUCCAAUUUAUUGAGUAGGGUAUUGGAGGCUAUUUUGUAAAUGACAUCGCCGAAGUCGAGGAUCGGUAGGAUGGUCGGUUUUACGAGGGUAUGUUUGGCAGCAUGAGUGAAGGAUGCUUUGUUGCGAAAUAGGAAGCCAAUUCUAGAUUUAACUUUGGAUUGGAGAUGUGUGAUGUGAGUCUGGAGGGAGAGUUUACAGUCUAACCAGACACCUAGGUAUUUGUAGUUGUCCACAUAUUCUAAGUCAGAACCGUCCAGAGUAGUGAUGCUGGACGGUCGGGCAGGUGCAGGCAGCGAUCGGUUGAAGAGCAUGCAUUUAGUUGUACUUGUAUUUAAGAGCAGUUAGAGGCCAUGGAAGGAGAGUUGUAUGGCAUUGAAGCUCGUCUGGAGGGUUGUUAACACAGUAUCCAAAGAAGGGCCAGAAGUAUACAGAAUGGUGUCGUCUGCGUAGAGGUGGAUCAGAGACUCACCACCAGCAAGAGCUACAUCAUUGAUGAGAAGAGAGUCGUCCCAAGAAUUGAACCCUGUGGCACCCCCAUAGAGACUGCCAGAGGCGCGGACAACAGGCCCUCCGAUUUGACACACUGAACUCUAUCAGAGAAGUAGUUGGUGAACCAGGCGAGGCAAUAAUUUGAGAAACCAAGGCUAUCAAGUCUGCCGAUGAGGAUGUGGUGAUUGACAGAGUCAAAAGCCUUGGCCAGGUCAAUGAAUGCGGCUGCACAGUAUUGUUUCUUAUCGAUGGCGGUUAAGAUAUCGUUUAGGACCUUGAGCGUGGCUGAGGUGCACCCAUGACCAGCUCUGAAACCAGAUUGCAUAGUGGAGAAGGUGCAGUGGGAUUCGAAAUGGUCAGUAAUCUGUUUGUUGACUUGACUUUUGAAGACCUUAGAAAGGCAGGGUAGGAUAGAUAUAGGUCUGUAGCAGUUUGGGUCUAGAGUGUCCCCCCCCUUUGAAGAGAGGGAUGACCGCAGCUGCUUUCCAAUCUUUGGGAAUCUCAGACGACACGAAAGAGAGGUUGAACAGGCUAGUACUAGGGCUUGCAACAAUUUUGGCAGAUCAUUUUAGAAAGAGAGGGUCCAGAUUGUCUAGCCCGGCUGAUUUGUAGGGGUCCAGAUUUUGCAACUCUUUCAGAGCAUCAGCUGACUGGAUUUGGGAGAACGAGAAAUGGGGAAGGCUUGGGCGAGUUGCUGUGGGGGGUACAGUGCAGUUGACCGGGGUAGGGGUAGCCAGGUGGAAAGUAUGGCCAGGCGUUGAAAAAUGCUUAUUGAAAUGUUCAAUUAUCGUGGAUUUAUCGGUGGUGACAGAGUUUCCAAAUCCUCAGUGCCGUGGGCAGCUGGGAGGAGGUGUUCUUGUUCUCCGUGGACUUUACAGUGUCCCAGAACUUUUUUGACUUUUUGUUGCAGGAAGCAAAUUUCUGCUUGAUAAAGCUAGCCUUGGCUUUUCUAACUGCCUGUGUGUAUUGGUUUCUAACUUCCCUGAAAAGUUGCAUAUCACGGGGGCUAUUCAAUGCUAAUGCAGAACGCCAUAGGAUGUUUUUGUGUUGGUUAAGUGCAGUCAGGUCUGGAGAGAACCAAGCGCUAUAUCUGUUCCUGUUUCUAAAUUUCUUGAAUGGGGCAUGCUUAUUUAAGAUGGUGAGGAAGGCAUUUUUUUUGGUAACCAGGCACCCUCUACUGACGGGUUGAGGUCAAUAUCCUUCCAGGAUACCCGGGCCAGGUCGAUUAGAUAGGCCUGCUCGCUGAAGUGUUUCAGGGAGCGUUUGACAGUGAUGAGUGGAGGUCGCUUUACCGCUGACCCAUUACGGAUGCAGGCAAUGAGGCAGUGAUCGCUGAGAUCUUGGUUGAAAACAGCAGAGGUGUAUUUAGAGGGCAAGUUGGUUAGGAUGAUAUCUAGGAUGUGGUCUAUAGCAGGCGGCAACGGUGAGAGACUUGUUUCUAGAGAGUUGGAUUUUUAAAAGUAGAAGAUCAAAUUGUUUGGCUACAGACCUGGAUAGUAGGACAGAACUCUACAGGCUCUCUCUGCAGUAGAUUGCAACACCACCCCCUUUGGCCGUUCUAUCUUGUCUGAAAAUGUUGUGGUCAGGGAUGGAGAUUUCAGAGUUUUUGGUGGUCUUCCUAAACCAGGAUUCAGACACGGCUAGAACAUCCGGGUUGGCAGAGUGUGCUAAAGCAGUGAAUAAACAGUUAAUCCACCAUUCCUAGGCCGUCAUUGAAAAUAAGAAUGUGUUCUUAACUGACUUCCCUAGUUAAAUAAAGUUGUAAAUAAAUAAAUCGGCCAGAUCGGUGUCCAAAAAUACCGAUUUCCGAUUGUUAUGAAAACUUGAAAUCGGCUCUAAUUAAUCGGCCAUUCCGAUUAAUCGGUCGACCUCUAAUUGACAGUUCUACUUUCCUUACCAUGGACACCCAGGGAAUGACAACAUAAAAAUGGAAAUGUUAGUACAUUGUACAGUACUGCCCAUGCCUGAACAGAUUAUGAUCCUUUGCAUGUUUGCCUGAGACUAGUGUAAGUUCUUGAUAACACAGUGGAAUGCAAAUAUGAAAAUUGUUAUUGAGUAGGCUGAAACCUGAUAGUGUGUGUGUGUGUGUGUGUGUGUGUGUGUGUGUGUGUGUGUGUGUGUGUGUGUGUGUGUGUGUGUGUGUGUGUGUGUGUGUGUGUGUGCGCGUGUGUGUGUGUUUGGGGUCACAAAACUGGAUAACUAGGAUAAGUUGAUAUUCACACAAUAGCUUGGGAAUGUAAAAGCUUUUUACAUUGCACCCCCCACCCACCCGGGUAUAGCUCAUCAGCAUCAUGAUAGGAAGGUGGGAUUUAUUGAUGUUGCCAUAUCAUAUAUCAUGCCGCCAUACGUCCCAGCCGUCCCGGCACCUACAGCCUACAUCAUCACUCAUUGCAUACCCGGAGAGAGAAUGUAUUUUAAAAUGUUGUUGAAUAUCACUUUCAUUCUUGAAUGAAUUUGCACUUUUAAUAUAAAAUGACCUGUACAUUGCAUGACAUUUUUCAAUGGCAUUUUAUGUAAUCUUCCCAAAAAGUAGUUAUUUUCCUGUGGCAGUCAAUGUUUAUGAAUGACCCCCGGGUGUCAUACACACUACCAUUCAAAAGUUUGGGGUCACUUAGAAAUGUCCUUGUUUUUGAAAGAAAAUCAAUUUUGUUGUCCAUUAAAUAACAUCAAAUUGAUCAGAAAUACAGUGUAGACAUUGCUAAUGUUGUAAAUGACUAUUAUAGCUGGAAACUGUAGAUUUUUUAUGGAAUAUCUACAUAGGCGUACAGAUGCCAAUUAUCAGCAACCAUCACUCCUGUGUUCCAAUGGCAGGUUGUGUUAGCUAAUCCAAGUUUAUAAUUUAAAAAAUCUAAUUGAUCAUUAGAAAACCCUUUUGCAAUUAUGUUAGCACAGCUGAAUUUUCUUGUCCUGAUUAAAGAAUCAAUAAAACUGUC
Molecule: messenger RNA, 6487 nt
Organism: Oncorhynchus nerka (sockeye salmon)
Lineage: Eukaryota; Metazoa; Chordata; Actinopteri; Salmoniformes; Salmonidae
Product: calsenilin-like
Exons: 8
Coding region: 1-693 (230 amino acids)
Biological process (GO): regulation of potassium ion transmembrane transport; negative regulation of transcription by RNA polymerase II
Cellular component (GO): nucleus; voltage-gated potassium channel complex
Molecular function (GO): RNA polymerase II cis-regulatory region sequence-specific DNA binding; calcium ion binding; potassium channel regulator activity
Source: RefSeq, a predicted model, not a curated record